Molecule: messenger RNA, 537 nt
Organism: Gongylonema pulchrum
Lineage: Eukaryota; Metazoa; Nematoda; Chromadorea; Rhabditida; Gongylonematidae
Source: the annotation of a GenBank genome assembly
AUGGCAAAAGCGUUCGAUUUGAAUGUGUACAAGGACGAUGACGAUGAGCCUGGUAAAGAGGACGAGGAGCCAAACUGGGAGAACGAAUCGAUUUCGACAGUAAUCAGGCGAAUGAGCCGGACAAAUAAGUGGACAUCGAGAAAAGAAGAUGGUGACGCAGAAAAGCAUGCAGUGCCUCUCCAAAGAGCGACUUCACUUCCGGGGGACGAUUACGAGUUACUGCUGGCAUACACGGAACGGGCACGAAAAUUUCAAGCAAGCGGUGCAACAAAUCCUGGGGCUGUUUCUCCAGGAGCAUGGUUACACCAAACUAUGUGGAACUCAGAAAAUUCAUCAGCUGUAUUUCGGAAACCACAGCUGACCACUUCAACGGUUCGGACUCCCAGUCCUCAUCAUCACUACGUACCCACACUUGGGCAAAAUUUCAAUAAGCCGCUAUCGGAAGACAGUGAAAAGAGUCGUAACUGGACAUCGCCAGCUCCGAGAACUGCUGGAUUCAAGUCAACAGAUGCAAGGCCUGUUUCAAAUGCAUUUUAA